CAUCCAGCGAAGCGCGGUGACACCUGGGCGGGAGGAGGAGAGCUCUCUGACGGCCAAAGCGGCUCCGCAGGUUCGUUUCGACCCACUGCGGAACUUAGUCGACUUACUUUUUUUUUAUUCCUGGAGGGAGUGGGGGAAAAUUCUCUUAACUAGCUGGAGUGUCGCAACUUUUCACAACUUUGAGAAUUGACUUUUUAAUCACCGGCACAGAGAGUUUUGUCGGGCGGGAGGCUGCGCCGCUUCUUUCCGCCUACCUGCCGCUCGCGCUGGGGUUAAUCACUUGAGGAAUGCGGAGCCAUUAGCUGGAGGAGCGGAGCUGGAAGUUUAAAACUUGCCUAAAGUUGCUUUGGAACGUAUCACAAAGGGAUAAUGGCCACUGGAGGAUUUAAAUCGAACGCGACUACGGAUUUUUUAGAGGAGUGGAAGGCCAAAAGGGAGAAAAUGAGAGCUAAAAUGCUCGGGGACAUCGCCGCGGCUACCGGAGCUCCUUUAGCCGCCGGCCGGGAAACGCUCACCAACAACGGCGGCCCCGCUGGGAACUGCCUGCCUCCCACCCCGGUCCCUCGGUCCUCUUCCGGCACGGCUCCAAAGAGAGCCGAGGAGGAACCGCAGCACACGGCGGCGAGCAGCCUGAAUAAGACGCCGACGCCGCCGCCUCCGCAGUGCGUGUCCCCAGACAGCAGCCCCGCGGCGGCGGCCGACAGCGACAAGGAGACUCCGUCACCCGGUAAAGGCAAGGAGAAGAAGAGCGCCGGACCCAGCGCCAGGAAGGGCAAAGGUCAGAUCGAGAAGAGGAAACUGAGGGAAAAGCGCAGGUCAACAGGUGUCGUCAAUAUGCCGUCCAACGAGAGCCUGGACGAGCUGGACGAUGACGAUGGAGGCAGGAAAGACAGGAGGGAGGAGGAGGAGCUUGUUCAGGCAAACACCUUCCAGAACGAGACGAUGAUGGCUGACCCUGUAAUCGGACACGUCGUGGAAACGCAGAGAUCGGGUGGCCUUCUUCACAAGAGCUGUGCAGGUCCGGGCUCUGAAGAGGAGGCCGGCGGGAGCAGCAGAAAACGUCACGGCCGUCACGGCAGGGAUGGUGGAGCUACAGCCCCAGGAGGUCCGGAGAAGAGGUUGGAGGAGAUGGAGAAGGAACUGGCCAAGGAGCGUCAGGAGAACGCUCGGCUGCUGAAGAUCCAACAGGACAAAGACGACAUCAUCGGGAAGCUGAAGGAAGAAAUCGACUUGCUGAACAGAGACCUUGACGACAUUGAAGAUGAAAAUGAGCAACUUAAACAGGAGAACAAGACUCUGUUGAAAGUGGUGGGUCAGCUGACUAGGUAGAGCCGCUGCGCCGCCACAGCCCCCAUCAGGAAUAACCAAUCAUCCCCCAGUUCAAGGAGCCUCUUCCUGUGCCCGCGCCUCGUCUCCUGCCGUGGGUCAAGUUCAUCAUCAUGGUGGUUUUUUUAAUGUGUUUUUUUUUUUUUUUUUGCCUUUAACCUUAAAUUGAUCCCUGAGGAGCAGCGAACUUCGGGGCUGAAACGUCUCCUGUCCUGUGGAGCAUCUCGUCAUAUUUAAUGUAAAUUUGUUGUAAAUAAGUCACUCAAAUUAUUUUUUUUGAUGAAGUCUUAUGAGGAAAAAAAGUGUAAUAUUGAAUGUAUGUGUCGCACAAACAUGCACAGAACAGAUGGAUGAAAAUUGUGCGUUGCCGUGAUGUCAGCGGAGGUUCCACAGUGAUCUUUGAUGAUGGUCUCGUCCUCGGGCGUUAACACAGCCACGCUUUUGACAUUUUGCCAUUAAAUGAAUAUCGAUGUUGCGGGGGGUGGGGGGGAUGGACAUGAGUCAGCAGCAGCAACACCCAGGUUGGAUCUGACUGACAAAAACGCUACAAAUUCAUCGAGUCGAUAUGUAAGAAAAAUUUGGAAAUUAAUCAUAUGUACAUUACUUCUAAAGUGGACGCACAAGACAAUAACAAAAGGAUCGCAAUGAUGACAAAGUUGGAAAUGUAUCCGUCAGUAAACUCACUCGGGGUGAUUUGUUCCACUGCUGUUUGUGGACCUUCAAAAGCAGCAUAAAGACAAAAUCCUCUAUCUUCUAUUGGCAGUUUCCCCCAAACCCAGAUGUCAUUUUUAUUCUCUUUCGUGAUGAUGACACUGCCUGUGCUCAUGUGGUCAAGUGCAGAGCUGGCGCAUACAGACUGUACAUCACACAAAAGCGUUAGUGCCUCGGACCAAGACAAAACUCCAGCUCUGUGUGUGUCUUUAAAGAGCGCAACAUUCAAACGCACCUUACAUCAGCGGGUUCACAGCACACCUACACCCUGCUUGUCUGCACGUAUCAGUACAAGCUGUCUGUAAAGAUGAGUGUGAUGUCGUAUUAUGGCCACUGUAGGGUGAAAAAAAUGUAGCAGGAGGAGAAAUGACACCACCCUGCACAUAGUGCAUUUUAUGAGAUGUGCUGUCUUUGUCGCCGUAUCUCUCUCAUGCAAAUACACACAAAACAUGUACUGCUCAUGUGACACAAUAUGAUAAUAUUAGCAUGAAGCCAUGUUCAAAGCCGCAGCAUCUCACUAAUGUGCACAUUUGGCACCCCCCCCCCCCAUAGUAGAUAUAAAAUUAUGCAAUGAAAAAAAAUUGAAAAUAACCAUUAAACAAAAUAAACACUCAUAGAAAAGCACAAAAACUCACUGUGCUGCUUCUCUGCUUCACCUCAGGGAGCUUUGGUGGCCUCUGUGCACUCUGACUUGGUGACACUGCUCUGUUAACUCAGCAUAGAGCCUUCCACUUUUAUCCCCUUCUCGGACGAUACAUCGGGUAUCGUGAUAAUCAUAUCUUGGGGCCGAUAUCAAAUCGUUUUGUUUUUUAAAUAAGUAUCACGAUACUACAAAAAUCAGCUGCUGCAUGGAAUAAAUGUUUUUUUGCAGAGGAUUUGUAACUAGUUCAUAAGAUAUACAAAUAGGAAAUGUAUAACAUUGAGGAUUAUGAUUUAGACUUCAGAAUAAUUAGUUACUUUAAAGUUAAACAUUCCCCACAGAUGGCUUUCAGCAUAAUUAGUGUGAACAGCAAUGUAAUUAUGUGUCAUGGCGCUUGUAUAUUGUUGCGUCCCUAUUUGUUACCCAGUUUAAAAGGAAGGACUGAUGUCAGUCUAAUUACCUGAUAUACACACCCAUACUUAACAAAAACCAUAAAUCCAACCCCUUUGUGCGCAUUGUUCACCUUUGCGCUGAUAUUUCCCACCGCUUAAUUAGCAGUGCACACUUGGACACGCCCCCUACUUUUUUUUUUUCAGCCACUGUGAAGGUAGACUCCAAAAUGCUUUUACCUUCACGAUAGCUACAAAAUACAAUGUCUAGUCCCCCGGGCAAAAUGUCAGAAACGUCUACGUGGACGCCUGAGGACACGAUUGUUAACACAAAAAUGCUUAUCAGCCAAAGUGGACAUGGUGCCUUUUUGGUGGGGGGGGGGGGCAUUUCUUUACCAGUGAUAUCAGUUUAAAGCCUGGUGCUUUAUUAAUUAACAUUAGUACCAGAUGUCGUUAAAGUAUCUGUAAAUUUUGGUGCAUUUAAAUCCCAUUGGUCAUCUGUAUGUUAAAUUCUUACAGUAUAAAUAAUAAAACUUUUGCACAUUUCAGCUUAUCAUGCUUGUCGAUGAUGAAACGUGGAUUUUUUUUUUUUUUUUUUUUUUGCGGAUUUUGCAUCCUGUAAUUCAGGUGUUUGCAGCUUGCUGCUGUUUUAUUUUCCAUACCCGCCUUUAGAUCUGUCGAGCACACUGAGCGGUUUCAGAAACACGCUUCCAGAACGUACAUAUAGUAGCAGGUAAAGGUAAGCCGCGGCAGGAAGCGCGGCCCCAUCUCGUUUCAUUACGUUAUGCAUGUACAGAAGAUUAAAGUCAUUUAAUAAAAGUUUGAUUAUCUCUCUCCUCA
This is a messenger RNA of Thalassophryne amazonica, 3906 nucleotides long. RefSeq names its product PRKC, apoptosis, WT1, regulator (gene pawr). Bases 370 to 1329 code for a protein of 319 amino acids. NCBI's taxonomy places the organism in Eukaryota, Metazoa, Chordata, Actinopteri, Batrachoidiformes, Batrachoididae. Gene Ontology annotation, biological process: apoptotic process; positive regulation of apoptotic process. Gene Ontology annotation, cellular component: cytoplasm. The record is from RefSeq and is a predicted model, not a curated record. The transcript is spliced from 6 exons.